Fukomys damarensis (Damara mole-rat) is the source of this 3443-nucleotide messenger RNA. It is a transcript of the gene Clvs1, whose product is annotated as clavesin 1. Gene Ontology annotation, molecular function: phosphatidylinositol bisphosphate binding. Bases 356 to 1417 code for a protein of 353 amino acids. Gene Ontology annotation, cellular component: membrane. The record is from RefSeq and is a predicted model, not a curated record. Lineage: Eukaryota; Metazoa; Chordata; Mammalia; Rodentia; Bathyergidae. The transcript is spliced from 6 exons.
GUCUCGGUGCACACGCCUCCUACCAAAAUCACAGCCCCGUGGAGCCACCAGGGCUCAUUCACAGCUUUCUAGAGAAAUCUGAGCUCGAACCUGCCAGAAUAGGAGAUCUCACCCACCCCGUUCAGCCGCGAGGACACCUGCAGAAACACAUUCCCAAAGCAAGCCUGGGCGGCUGUGUGAAGUGAGCAAUGGCCUCGAUUUUGCUUGUGUUUGGAAUGGUCACCACCACAUAGGGCCUGAAUGUCCUACUGCUCUCCAGAAAUAGAAAGAAGACCCCAUAUUUGUCUGUUUUGGUGGAAGUCUGGUAGUAGGAAAACUGUUGCAUGGGCCACGAUUUCAGCACAGUAUCAGGUGAAUGGGACCAGCCUUUCUUCCAAAGCAUCAGAAAUUGAGCACUUGGAAAGGAGAUUUGGCCAAGAUGACCCAUUUGCAGGCGGGACUCAGUCCAGAUACUAUAGAGAAAGCACGCCUGGAACUGAAUGAAAACCCCGAUGUUUUACAUCAGGAUAUUCAGCAAGUCAGGGACAUGAUCAUCACCAGGCCUGACAUUGGAUUUUUACGUACAGAUGAUGCUUUCAUCCUGAGAUUUCUCCGAGCCAGGAAGUUUCAUCAAGCGGAUGCAUUUAGACUCCUGGCCCAGUACUUCCAGUACCGUCAGCUAAAUCUGGACAUGUUCAAAAACUUCAAGGCGGAUGAUCCUGGCAUUAAGAGGGCUUUGAUUGAUGGGUUCCCUGGAGUGCUGGAAAACCGUGACCAUUAUGGCAGGAAGAUUCUUCUGCUGUUUGCUGCCAAUUGGGAUCAGAGUAGGAACUCCUUCACAGAUAUCCUCCGUGCCAUCCUACUGUCCCUGGAAGUCCUUAUUGAAGAUCCGGAGCUUCAGAUAAAUGGCUUCAUUUUAAUUAUAGACUGGAGUAAUUUUUCCUUCAAACAAGCUUCCAAACUGACACCUUCAAUCCUUAAACUGGCUAUUGAAGGGUUGCAGGACAGCUUUCCUGCCCGCUUUGGAGGAGUCCAUUUUGUCAACCAGCCCUGGUACAUUCAUGCUCUGUAUACGCUCAUCAAGCCAUUCCUUAAAGACAAGACCAGGAAAAGGAUUUUCCUGCAUGGAAAUAAUUUAAAUAGCCUUCACCAACUAAUACACCCUGAAUUUUUGCCCUCUGAAUUUGGAGGAACCCUUCCUCCUUAUGACAUGGGAACAUGGGCCCGGACGUUACUCGGUCCUGACUACAGUGAUGAAAAUGACUACACUCAUACUUCCUAUAAUGCAAUGCAUGUGAAACAUACAUCCUCCAACUUGGAGAGGGAAUGCUCACCCAAGCCGAUGAAAAGAUCUCAGUCUGUGGUAGAAGCUGGGACCCUGAAACAUGAGGAGAAGGGAGAAAAUGAGAACACUCAGCCACUCCUGGCUCUGGACUGAGCCCAAGCCACCCUGAUGCUCCUGCAACUUGGCCUUCAGUGGUAUCAGCCACCCACAAAGCACAUGUGCAACUGACCCACACAGACACAUGUGUUCUGCUUAACAAGGUCCUCCACUCCUGCCCCACCAAGGACUGUCACCUGAGCAGCCACAGCUGGACAGAGAUUUGAAAGAUGCUUUUUGUUUUAGAAAGGGGAUUGGAGGAUGAAGCAAGGCAUUCAUGUGUAAAAGGUUCUCCCUCCCUAAGUAUUUAUAGGUUCAAAUGAAUUAAAAAAGGGAAAAUCUAAAUUUGAUGCAUACACUGUAUUAGGAAGAGGAUUUUUUUGUCUGAGAAAUCACACAGGGACCCUCUCUAGUUUUUACAAAUUAAGAUUAAGUGUAUUUCCAAGUAAAUACAUCACAGUUAAACUGUGCAGACAUGAUUGUCAAGUUCAAUGUAGUGCGGAGCCCUGAAACAUAAUAUCUAAUUUCCAUUCUUAUUGAAUUCUGUUCUUUGACAUCAUAACCGUAGAAUUGUUCAGCCUAAGAGCAUGUUCUCAUAGGUCUGGCUAUUUGAAAAGUUUUCUUAUUCUGAUAUCCUGCAAAACAAAUGAUUUGGAUGUUACAUUUUUUUUUGUCAGGCUACCAGCUGACAUUCAUGAGCUGACUUUAAAAGACACAUACAAUUUGAAAUAUGACUUUAUCUUAGCAGUGUGAUUUCCCACAGGCAGCCUGAGAACCCAAAGAAGAGGCAUCUCAUUGAAAACACAUGUCAGUGAUUAAUAAACCUAUUCAAGUUGGUUCACUUGGGUCACUACAGCCAAUAGAAGUGCUACCAUACCAUUUAACCCUCCACCCUCCUGCAAUUAUUAAGGUUAUAGAGGAAGGGCCUGGCCAGUGAUCAGUGUAGAGCUAUUAAAUCAUGGAGGAAGACCCUGGAGAAUGGCUAAAUAUGAUGCCCAGAAGUAAGAUAAGGCUAGGAAUGCAGGACAGAAUGCCAAAGAUCACUUUAUUUCUUUAUCUAUUAUUCUUAGAAAUGGAGUCUCCAUCUACCCAUUCAAAGGAAAUUCAAUACAAGAUAAAUAGAUGUCACAGGCAAUUAUUUGUGUCAUGUUUCCCAAGAUCCAUUGUAUAUUUUUAGGUCUAUCUUAGUUGCCCAGCCAUCUGCAUGACAUGGUAUUAAUUAGUAUGACCAAUUGGUGCUCAGUGUCAAAGCAAAACUAUUUUAGUCGAUAAUGGGCAGUAAAAUGUGAUCUUACGAUGAAGUAUUUGGGAGAGUUAAUUUGCUAGCUGAACAGUUCAAAGUAGAAAGGUGAUUGAUCCAACUGGCCAUAAUCACCCUCAACAAAUAUUAUAAUCUUAAUGAUUCACUAUACUCUUCCUCAAUGGAUCGAAUGUUUUAAUUAUUUUUCACUGGUAGAGAAUAACAAUAAAAGCCAUUUUUAUAUCCCAACUUUGAAGUACAUAAUAGAAUUAGAAUUACAAAUCUUUCUCAAACAAUUGCAUCACAAUCUAAAUAAAAUCAAUUCCUUUUACAUAGACAUUUCAAAUCAUAAGAAAAUAACACUGACAUAAUUUUACCAAUGCAGUGGCUGAAAUACUUAUGUAACAAGAUAUAGGUGAGAGAAAUGAAGGAUUAACGCGAAUUAGAAAAAUCCAUUUUAUUGCUUAGGUUUUUUAAAUAAGUGUGGGAUCCAACUAUUUAAAAUGCUAUUGGAGUCAAUUAUUGCUAUCCCUUUGGAACAGUAAUAAUAUUUCCAGCUUUUCAAUUGGCAAUAUUUAGAAUCCUACUGUAGUGAACCAUUGUUAAAUACCAUGUUAUAUUUAGUAAGUUAAGAACUAGUUUUUAUUCUUUUCCACAGUUUCCUUAAAUGAAUGUAAGAGGAUGGUUCAACAAUGACAACAUAUGGCUUGCAUUUGUUUACCUGUAUGCAAUUUACAUAGGAAAACCAAAUUUAAUAAGUAACAUGAAUGAUACUACAUAAACACUGGAUUGUAUUGCCCUUUGUCAGUCAUUUCCUGUUUAAUAAAUACUGAAGGACACAAA